UUUUCUACUACUUUUCCAUGACCCCAGAUUUCUUUCCUUCUCAAGCCUCAAACCCAUCUUUUUAAUUCUGUAUCAUGCCUUCCCAAUGCUCGUUUCCUCUUUCAUUCAGUCUUUGUCUGUGUGUUAAUUUUGGAUAGAGAAGCUCCUUUCCCGAAAUCGGUGUAGAAUUGAGCAAAGGGGAAGACGAAGAAGAAACCCUAGGCAGCAACUAUUCGUAACAUAAGGAAGGGGGUGUUUUAAAUCCGUUUUCUUUCUCUGAUUAUAUAUAAUUCAAAUUUGGGAGAUUGUUCGGUACUCUGCUCUGAGAGACAAUGGAAAGCAUACCGCACCCAAUACCGAGAACAGUAGAGGAGGUUUUCAGCGACUUCAAGGGAAGAAGAGCUGGACUGAUUAAGGCCCUCACUACUGAUGUUGAAAAGUUCUACCAGCAGUGCGAUCCUGAGAAAGAGAACUUGUGUCUAUAUGGAUUACCAAAUGAAACAUGGGAAGUGAAUUUGCCUGUUGAGGAAGUACCUCCUGAACUUCCUGAGCCAGCAUUAGGUAUAAACUUUGCGAGGGAUGGGAUGCAAGAGAAGGAUUGGUUGUCACUGGUUGCAGUUCACAGUGAUUCUUGGCUGCUUGCUGUGUCUUUCUAUUUUGGUGCUCGUUUUGGAUUUGGUAAGAAUGAAAGGAAAAGGCUUUUUCAGAUGAUAAAUGAUCUCCCAACCAUAUUUGAAGUUGUGACAGGAAGCGCCAAGCAAUCAAAGGAUCAGUCAGCUGCUAACAAUAAUGGUAGCAAAAGCAAGUCAAGCGGGAAGGUGUCAUCCCAAUCUGACUCUCAGGCCAAGGGAGUGAAGAUGUCUCCCCCUCCCAAAGAAGAGGAUGAGAGUGGAGAAGAAGAAGAAGAAGAUGACGAACAGGGGGCAACGUGUGGAGCAUGCGGUGAUAAUUAUGGCACUGAUGAGUUCUGGAUCUGUUGCGAUAUAUGUGAGAGAUGGUUCCAUGGCAAAUGUGUGAAAAUCACCCCUGCUAAAGCUGAGCACAUCAAGCAAUACAAGUGCCCUAGCUGCAGUAACAAGAGGGCUAGAGUUUAGAAGCUCUGGAGGAUCUCAAACCAAACAGGACAGACAAGCAGGUCAUUGAGGAAAACUUCAUGGCAGUGGCUUCAGUUGAGUAAAGCUUCAAUGGUGGUUAUUGUUGCACUAGGCUAGUCUGAAGAAAUAUUUCUUAGUUUCAUCACUUUUAUUUUCGAGUAGAUGUUUCAACUUUGUUAUCCCCUCCCCGAUUUGAUGUCUGGGUUCUGGAUUUUUGGUUAAUAGUGGAAAUUUAGUGAAGUUCUGUGUAGAAUACACUUCAUAUUGAUGUCUGAUCGUCGUGAAAUUCUCUUCCUUUAUAAAACUUUUGAUGGUGUUGUA
Messenger RNA from Prosopis cineraria, 1394 nucleotides. Its product is annotated as PHD finger protein Alfin1-like. Gene Ontology annotation, molecular function: transcription cis-regulatory region binding; histone binding; transcription coregulator activity. Lineage: Eukaryota; Viridiplantae; Streptophyta; Magnoliopsida; Fabales; Fabaceae. Gene Ontology annotation, cellular component: nucleus. The record is from RefSeq and is a predicted model, not a curated record. Gene Ontology annotation, biological process: regulation of DNA-templated transcription. The transcript has 7 exons. Bases 312 to 1073 code for a protein of 253 amino acids.